This is a messenger RNA of Phragmites australis (common reed), 3796 nucleotides long. RefSeq lists its product as uncharacterized. Bases 862 to 3216 code for a protein of 784 amino acids. The transcript has 22 exons. The record is from RefSeq and is a predicted model, not a curated record. NCBI's taxonomy places the organism in Eukaryota, Viridiplantae, Streptophyta, Magnoliopsida, Poales, Poaceae. Gene Ontology annotation, molecular function: protein phosphatase binding; protein phosphatase regulator activity.
CUCCCACACAGUCCAGCUCCCCAUGCCGCAUCGAGACGAAAGCUUCAUAGAUUAUUCUCCCCAAAGUCUCUCCCUGCCUCUCCUCCAUCUCGCGAUCGAACCCGCGCCCUCCUCUUCCUUCCCUCGCCUCCGCGCCCUCCCCUCCUCCCACUCCUCAUCUCGCGAUUAGCGAAUUCUAGGGUUUCGCGGCGGCCACCUGGAUCCAGCUCGACAAAGCGAGCUCCUCUAAAGCUUCGGAUCGCGCGAGUGAACACUGCUCACCCCCAGUUCUCCCUCCGCCUCCGCCGCCGCCACGACGACGACGAGGAGCUGCUGUGCCUGGGGUUGGAGCCUCCGCCGCCUCGUCGUUGACCACAGAUGGAGGUUUGCGGCGGAGCUGGCAUGUGCAUCUGGGAGCUAGUAGGGAAGUGAUGUCGUUUGUGUUUGUGCUUUUGCUUUUUUUCCGUGUGCGGGUGAGUGGGGGCGGCCGUGUGUUGCUGUGUCAGUCGUCGCUUUAUUUGUCUCGCUUUGUGGAUUGGUGCUUGCGGAGCUGGAAGCUCGUAGGAUUGCUUUGCUUAUUUAACCGGUAGAACUUUGGAGGCGAGAGACUGGAGACAGGAUAGGUGGGACUCAUGGUGGAUGGUUCGCUAAUUGGUGGCUGACUGGCUGUCGUACACCUGAUUGAAGAUUUCGAGGCAGGAGAUUCGGGGAAUGCGUUUUUUAAUGCAAAUUUGUUGUUUAUAUUCUGAUGUUACAACGAUUUGCUUGGGACAUGGCCCGAAGUCUGAAAUCAGCACACGAUGCGGAUAUCUGAGCCCUAAAUCUGCUUCGUUUGUGAGAUUGUGACAGUGCCAAAUACGGACGGAAUUGUCACUCUGCAAGAUGUUUUGGCACGUGCCUGGACUCUCCGCUGCAUCACCUGUGGAUACUAUUUUGGACAAGGAAAAUUUUAAGUUGGAGGAUCUUCUUGAUGAGGAUGAAAUAAUCCAGGAGUGCAAAGCACUGAAUAGCCGCCUAAUAAAUUUUUUGCGAGACAAGGUUCAAGUGGAGCAAUUGCUCCGCUACAUUGUAGAAGAGGCACCUGAAGAUGCAGAAAAGAAAAGGAUAUUUAGAUUUCCUUUUAUAGCUUGUGAAAUAUUUACUUGUGAGGUGGAUGUCAUCAUGAAGACAUUAGUGGAGGAUGAAGAUCUCAUGGAUUUACUUUUCUCCUUCCUGAAACCUGACCACCCUCAUGGUACAUUAUCGGCUGGUUACUUUGCCAAGGUAGUGAUUUGCUUGAUGCUGAGGCAGACACUCCCACUUGUUAGUUACGUGCAGGGCCAUCCUGAAAUAGUUAGCCAGCUUGUGGAUCUUAUUGGGAUUACUUCUAUCAUGGAGGUUUUGAUUCGCUUAAUUGGUGCUGAUGAAACUAUGUAUUCAAGUUAUGCGGAUUCUAUGCAGUGGUUGGAUGACGUAAAAGUCCUUGAGAUGAUUGUUGACAAGUUCAGCACAUCAGAUUCUCCUGAGGUUCAUGCAAAUGCUGCUGAAAUCCUUUGUGCAAUAACUAGAUAUGCCCCUCCAGCACUUGCUGCAAAGAUUUCCUGCCCAAGCUUUGUGGGAAGAUUAUUUCAACAUGCUUUUGAAGCUUCAAGGCCUAAAUCGGUGCUGGUCCACUCAUUGUCAGUGUGCAUAUCUUUGUUAGAUCCUAAGAGACUUGUAUCGGCUUCCUACCAGGCUUUCCAUAGUCAGUUAAGCCAUGGAACACUGGUCACUGCAAGUCCAGAAACAGUUAAUGGCAUGCUGGAUAGCCUAGGUGAUUUGUUGAAGCUGUUGGAUGUUUCAUCUGCUGAAAAUGUUCUCCCAACAACAUAUGGAAGCUUACAACCUCCUCUUGGGAAGCAUCGCUUGAAGAUUGUCAAGUUCAUCUCUGUUCUACUAUCAAUUGGUAGUGAAGCUGCUGAAAUGCGACUGAUCCAUCUAGGAGCAAUCAAGCGUGCUAUAGAUCUAUUUUUUGAGUACCCGUUUAACAACUUUUUGCACCAUCAUGUGGAGAACAUCAUCGGGUCUUGUUUAGAAAGUAAGCAAGAUCACCUGAUUGGGCAUGUUCUUGAUGAGUGUAAACUUGUUACGAGAAUUCUGGAAGCAGAGAAGUACUCUGCCCUGUCACCAGAUUUAACUAAGCAUACAUUAUCUUCAGAGGGAAAAUCUCCACCAAGGAUUGGAAUUGUUGGUCAUAUGACGCGCAUAGCUAACAAGCUCAUUCAGCUAGCCAACUCCAACAUCACAGUCCAAUCACAUUUGCAGAAUUCUGGUUGGAUCGAGUGGCAUGCCAGUAUCCUAACAAAGCGUAAUGCAUUAGAAAAUGUUUACCAAUGGGCUUGUGGUCGACCAACAUCACUGCAGGAUCGUGGUAGGGAGAGUGAUGAUGAAGACUUCCGAGAUAGGGACUACGAUGUGGCUGCACUUGCUAGUAAUUUAAGCCAGGCAUUUAAAUAUGGUAUAUACAGUAAUGAGGAUAUUGAUGAGGCCCAAGUAUCACUCGAGCGGGAUGAUGAGGAUGUAUAUUUUGAUGAUGAAUCUGCAGAGGUAGUAAUCUCCUCUCUUCGCCUUGGAGACGAACAAGACAGUAGCUCUCUCUUUACAAAUUCCAAUUGGUUUGCGCUUGACGAGGACAAAGCAUUGAAUGAUGAUCCGGUUAGCUCAGAAGCUUCUCCAUCCCCAAAUUCAGAGAAAUCUUCACCAAAAUUGGAUGACGAGACUGAUGAAGUCAUUCUUGGCGAAGUUAUAGAUGACACAAAAGGUUCUGAACCACCUUUACCAGUCUCUAACAAGGACUCAAAUGAAGAGUCUGGUCACACAGUCUUGACAAAUGGCCCUGUUGAUAAGUUGGAAGAUGACAUCAGGCCACCCACUCCUGAUGUGAAAGAGAGUCAACCUGAGUGUGUCGAAUGGAGGGAGGAGGAAGCUGAACCUGGUGAUGUUGCUGAGAAGGAUAGUGCCGUUUCUAAUUUUGAGGUUGGAAGUGAGAAGCAUCUGAAGGCCACCGAUGUUGUUAUGCCUGGUGAGGCCAAAUAUGAAGAGGAAAAGGAGAAUGAUAAUGCGUUUGGAUCUUCAUCGCCGGAGGCCACUGCAGAAGCGUUACCACUUUCACCUGAUGAUAAUUCAAUCAAGCAUCCUGAACCAGUCGAUGACAGUACUGUUUUGGAGUCUCCAGUGGACGAACAAAAUCACGAGAAAGAUGAAAAACAGGGGGAAUGAAAUGAAUUUAGGGCAGCAGAGUUUCGUUCACAUGAUGAUGGAUGGCAUAUGAUGGUGGACGUGCAGGGUGCUUGAACCAUUCUUGUUGUACAAACAGUUCGAGGGCCAUAUGUGGAUAUUUUUCUAUACAGUUCGCUAAGAUGAUCCCCACAUGCACCUUACAGAGCCUCAAAGAUUCAACUUAUCUCAUGGAGCUGCUUAGGUUUGAUUUGUAUCAUAAUUUAUUGGAGGUGUGCUGUUGCUGUGCCAGUGCCUGCAGUUUGCUGGCUACAUUGUGGCACAAAAUUCUGAAAAUAGUCAGCCUUUUUGUUCUCAACCAAUAGUGGAGGUUCUGCUUGUGUCACCGUGGUAAAUAACUGAUUUGGUGAUAUCUGGUUCCGACGCAUGUCAAUUACUGUAGGUGGUGCUAUGUGUAUGAAAAUUUUGACCCGAUUCCAGUCAGUCGAUUGUUGUUAUAUUCAGAAACUAUUCCUUUCAAUGAACUAUAAACACAAGAUAACUCCUAUUUUUUCCAGGUAUUUAAUGCAUAAAUUCAUUUUUUAUGUAUAUUUUUGUUAUCUUAAGACCAGUUUAUAGCUUA